AUGGGAGUUGAGCUGUCCAAAGCCUCUAAUAUACGUGUUUUCCCCACUGUUUGUCUUAAUAUAGGUACUACCCCACUGGAUGAAGCCUUCGUUUGGGGUGACCCUCGAGUGAUUGCCAUUCUUAUGGCAAAAUAUGCGGAACUGAAUGCCAAAAAGAAAAAGAAGACUGCACUCCGUCCCGCUGCCGAAAAAGACCAACGCGGAAAAGGUGAUAAGAAACAGCCCACACCGCAAUUCAGUGUCGUGGGUGCGAGCGACAUGCCAAAAUUGUUUGGAAAAUCAAUCGCAAGGAAAACGAACAAAUUGUCGCAGAUGUUAGAUCUUCACAUAAAUUUAUCCGAACUGGAAGCUCAAAUGAAGAGCUUUGGAGACAUGAGCUUAGAGGAACGGCUGUGGAAACGAGAGGACGAAAGGGAGCGUUUCGGGUGGGAUUCAAGCCUGCCCGCCAUUGACAAGCGCUAUUUCAACAGAAAUGUUGCUCGACUUAUGAUGGAGAGGUAUCCUAACCUGGCUGCUAAUGCCACAUAG
Molecule: messenger RNA, 528 nt
Organism: Dibothriocephalus latus
Lineage: Eukaryota; Metazoa; Platyhelminthes; Cestoda; Diphyllobothriidea; Diphyllobothriidae
Source: the annotation of a GenBank genome assembly